CCAGCAGCCAGCGGCCCAGCGUGUGCUUUUCUCUAGCAUUUUUUUUUCUUUUCCAAUUUUGCUUUUAUUCCUCUAAAGUCCAAACCUUUAUUUUUCUCUUUUCCUCUGUGGCCGGAGGUGGAUCUCUGAGGUUCACAUCUCUCUCUCUCCCCGACGCACUGAGAAGGAAAAAUAAAGAUUUUUUUUCUGUUCGUGGUUUUUGGGGUUUUUAUUUUGGAUUGUUAGAGUGUUGUGGAAAUGGAGCCAGAAACGACCUCGAACUCGGUCUCUGAAGGCAAUGGGAAGGACAAGAACUUCGAAACCCAGGUGGUGCUGAACGUGUAUGAUCUUACCCCACUUAACAAUUACACGGUUUGGUUCGGUUUUGGGAUCUUUCAUUCCGGUAUUGAAGUCCAUGGUAAGGAGUAUGGAUUUGGAGCUCAUGACUUCCCAGCAAGUGGAGUUUUUGAAGUGGAACCAAGGAGUUGCCCGGGUUUUGUUUACCGAUGUUCCAUCUCAUUGGGGCGCAUAACUAUGCGCCCAUCUGAAUUCCGGACAUUUAUUGAGAAUGCAGCUUCUGAGUAUCAUGGGGAUACCUAUCACCUCAUUUCCAAGAAUUGCAACCAUUUUACAGAUGACAUCUCGUGGAGAUUGACAGGAAAACAUGUCCCGGGGUGGGUGAAUCGGCUUGCCCGAGUAGGUUCUCUAUGUAGUUGUCUGCUUCCUGAAAGCCUCCAAGUAUCUACUGUCAAACAGCUGCCUGAAUACCACGACUGUUCAGAAGAUGGUACGGAAUCUCUAUCAACCGCGACUGCCCGUGAUUCAACAGAAAUCGAUGAUGAUCACGAGAAGAGCCUGCUGUCUCCAUUGGCUGUAAGCGGUGACGUGGCUUUUGUUAAAGAGGUACACAAGUGAUAUUUUGAACAGGGGAAAAGAAUCGUCCACUUCUGAAACCAUUGUUUCGAUUUGCUGUAUUUUUUAUUUUUUUUUUCUCAUUUUUUUCCCUCAUUCAACCACUAUUGUUUUUGAUGUUCAUUUCAUUUGUUUACGAGUAGAAUUUAGGUUGUUGUAAUUGGUCAUAUUUGUGAACGAGGGUUUUGUACGGUCCUUUUUGUAAGUGGAAAUUGCGUCUCUAUCUGAAUAUUCUGUAAUGUACCACGAGUUUGGAACUAUAAGAUGGCUGUCUACUUCCAAUUUCUUGAAGCAA
Molecule: messenger RNA, 1186 nt
Organism: Alnus glutinosa
Lineage: Eukaryota; Viridiplantae; Streptophyta; Magnoliopsida; Fagales; Betulaceae
Product: deSI-like protein At4g17486
Exons: 4
Coding region: 238-894 (218 amino acids)
Biological process (GO): protein deubiquitination
Molecular function (GO): deubiquitinase activity
Source: RefSeq, a predicted model, not a curated record